Messenger RNA from Heterocephalus glaber (naked mole-rat), 2090 nucleotides. NCBI's taxonomy places the organism in Eukaryota, Metazoa, Chordata, Mammalia, Rodentia, Bathyergidae. The record is from RefSeq and is a predicted model, not a curated record.
GAUUUGUAUAAUUGGAAACAUCAAAAUCCCCCUUUUUCAGAAAAACCCCAGGCUUUGAUCUCCCUCCUAGAAUCUGUGUUUCAUACCCAUGACUCAACCUGGGAUGAUUGCCAGCAACUCCUCCAAGCCCUUUUUACCUCCGAAGAAAGAGAAAGAAUUCAAGGACAGGCCAUAAAAUCAGUGUUAGGAGGAACAGAGGGCCCACUCGAUGAACAACAGCAGAUCUGCAUUGAGGCACAACUUCCGUCCACUCGUCCCAUGCCCCGUGGCAAGCUAAUUCCUUGGGCGGGAGAGAAGCGCUCCACAACUACCAUCAGCAUCUCCUAGCUGGCUUGAGGGGAACCGCUCAUAAGCCUACCAAUUUGAGCAAGGUUUGACUCCAAGACCCUGGAACCUCGCUGGAAAGGACCGGUUCCUGUUGUCCUGUCAACUCCUUUGGUGGUGAAGGUGGCUGGACAUUCUGCCUGGAUACAUCGAAACCAUCUGAAAGCAGGACCCCCCGCAGACAUUGGAAAAGACAGAUGGAAGGUUAUCAGCCAACCAGGCGACCAAAAGCUAAGAUUGGAGUGGGUUGGAGAUGUUUCGCCUUCAUGAUAAUAUUCUCUGGGACACUGGCAGUAUUGCCCCCAAGAGGACUAGAUCACACAAAAAAUGUAUGGAUUCAAUUGGCAAACUCGCUUAACCUAUCUGAAUUCUGUUUAAAUGUUGAUGUAAAUUUCCAUUAUGUGCUGGGAAGUUGUCUUAUCCUGAUAUGCACCCCUUUAGAAUUAAUACGGCCCUAUACUCUAUUUAAGGAUAUUCCAGGAAAAAAAAACCUUACUUAUAUGGAUAGUUAUAAUUGGGGACCUGUCACAUGCCAUAAGCCUAAAAAUGCUGUCAAAUUAUAUACGCCUAAAGUGAUUAUGUCAAAUAAGACUGAAUGUGCUAUAUAUGAAGGAUGUACAACUAAAUGUCUGAAAAUGAAACAACUGAAAGAAAUGCCCUGCCAUGUAAAACAAAAGAUUGUAUAUAAUAAUUGCCGUAUCUCCCUGCCAAUAGGAUGGUUUUAUACCUGUGAAGGAGUAACCUUCAACUAUAUCCCAACAAACUUAACCGAGACUCGUUGCUGCUUGAGUCGUCUAGCUGUAGUAUUGCCAGAUAAAACUGAUUUAAUUGUGCCUAAUAGAACUAGACGGUGGUCACCUUACACUGCACCAGGGUGCAAUGAUGAUGUAGGUCUAUUAACAGACGCCGAAGUAAUAACUAUGAUAGCAUCUUUUGUGGCCUUGCCUUCUAUAGGAGUCUAUGCUGAAAAGGCAGUACGAAAAUUAGCAUGCAAGGUGGUCAAAGGAUUAAAUGCUACUUCAUCAGCCUUGGCAUUAAUUAACCAAGAACUACAAGAACAGAGACAGGCAAUCUUGGAUAACAGAGCAGCAAUAGACUAUUUAUUGCUCUUCCAUCACCAAGGUUACAAGAAAAUUAAAAAUAUGUGUUGCUUCAAUCUAACCAAUAAUGGUCCAAAGAUUAAGGAGGAGAUAAAACAAUUAGAAGAUCUGGCUCAAAAGGUACAUGAUGAGGAUGGUGGAGAUUUGUUUAAAUGGCUAACCAAAUGGCUGCCCAAUUUACAAUGGUUAAGACAACUAUUCAUUGCCAUUAUAAUCAUAUGUAUAUGCUUAUUAUUAUCAUGCUGUUGUAUACAAUGGAUGCCUACAUUUAUGUGUAAGAUUACUUAGAUUACAGAAAAUCAGUGGGGAAUGUGGGACUGCAUGAUUCCAAAAUCAACUAUUCCCCUAGCCUCUAUUGUACUUGUAAAUUAAUGGUUAAAAUGUGCUUGUUAGUUCUGGGAUAACAGAUAAAAUCUGUAACGAAACAAAGUUCCUAAGUAAAUUACUCAACCCCUUGUUUGUCCGGAGAACAAAUGUUCCCAGGCCCACCAUCUGUAGAACAAUCCAUCAAUGUGUCUGCUGACCAUCAGUACGUGACGGUCGUGACCAUUAGUGUGUGUGUCUGCUGACCAUCAGUACGUGACAGUCGACCACUAACCUUUGUUCCUUUUCUCGUAAAAUCUACAUGUUAACUUCCCCCCAACCCCCUAUAAAACAGCCUCGGAC